CUGAGAAAAAGUUAAAGGAAGAAAGCUUUUAGCUUAAAAUUCGUUUAUGAGUUUGUUUUUCUGUUUUUAGCUUGAACCUUGUUAAUGUUAAAUGCACAGCCCAACUUUAUCUGUGGUGUCUAUGUGUUCAGUCUGAGCACAUUAUUUAACAGCAUUUGUAUAUUUAAAUUAAUAGUUAUUUUCUGGUAUAAUUGGUUUAAUUUGAAUUUUAUAUUUUAAAUGAGCUGAUCAACUGGUGGACAGAUAGUAUCACCAAAAAUGUCGAUCAAGCAAUCAUUGUUUUUUACCCUUUUGACUGGUCUCUUCCUUAUACCGUUCAUUUUCACCCAAGAAGAUGCAGCAAGUUAUCGUGCAAAUUUUAUUGAACAAGGUUCUACAUCAUGCGACAGGAACAGUUGUUCGCCUCCAACCGGGGAUUUAUUGAUUGGACGUGAAGCUAACCUAAGUGCAUCAUCUACAUGUGGACUUGUGUUUCCUGAAAAAUAUUGUAUUCUCGGUGAUACCAUAAAAAGAAAAAAGUGUCAUACAUGUGAUUCUCGUGAGUCUGCAAGGAUUCGCAAGAAUCCAUUAAAGUACCAUAGGAUUGAAAAUAUUGUUACAAAGGCUGGCGAAGACUACAGAAAAUUUUGGUGGCAGGCUGAAAAUGGUGUUGAAAAUGUCACAAUACAACUUGAUUUAGGAGCUGAAUUUCACCUAACUCAUAUCAUUAUGACAUUUCAAACCUUUCGUCCUGCAGCUAUGGUGAUUGAAAGGUCAUCUGAUAACGGAAAAACAUGGAAACCUUACCAGUAUUUUGCUGUUGACUGUGCACGGGAAUUUGGUUUUGUUAGGGAAGGUCAAAGGAGAAAUUUGCGAGAAGUUGUUUGUGAAUCUCAAUACUCAGCAGUUACUCCCUCUUAUCAUGGGGAAGUUAUCUUCAAAGUGCUUCCACCUAAUAUUCCUAUUGCUGAUCCAUAUUCAGAUGAGGUCCAAGAACUUCUUAAGAUGACCAAUUUAAGAAUACAUUUCAAGAAAUUGCAUACUUUGGGUGACGAUCUUCUUGAUCCACGACCUGAAAUUCGACAGAAAUACUAUUAUGCCAUGAUGAAUAUGAAAGUUAGAGGUAGUUGCUCUUGUUAUGGUCAUGCUAGUAGAUGUGUCCCUGAAGAAGGUCAAACACCUAUUGAUGGAAUGGUUUAUGGUAAAUGUGCUUGUGAUCAUCACACCACGGGGCCUAAUUGUAGACAAUGUGAACCCUUCUAUCAAGAUACUGAAUGGCAACCCGCAAUUGGAAGUCAAACUAAUGAGUGUAAACUUCAAAAUCUAUAUUUUUAUUUUUACUCUUCUCAUUGCUGCAUUAAAGGACAAUGUAUUGACUGUGAACACAAUACUCAAGGAAAUCAUUGCGAAGAAUGUAAACCCCAGUUCUAUCGAGAUGUGAAUCGACGUAUUGAUGAUCCAUAUGUUUGCAUUCCUUGUGCUUGUGAUGAAAGAGGAUCUCUUAAUAACGGUACUUGUGCAACUAAACCUGAUGAGAGUCUUGGAAUUGCCGCUGGCCAAUGUUUCUGUAAAGAAAAUGUAGAAGGGCGUCGCUGUGACACAUGUAAAAUUGGCUUUUGGAAUUUCGACGAAAAUAAUCCACUUGGCUGUCAAGCUUGUAGUUGUAAUACUAACGGAACAACUCGCAAUCAAGGCUGUAAUCCAAUAACUGGUGAAUGUGUUUGUAAGAAUAAUGUUGUUGGAAGAGACUGCAAUUCUUGUCAAGUAAAUUAUUAUGGAUUGGAAUUAUUCGAAGAUGGUUGCCGUCCCUGUAAUUGUGAUCCUGGAGGAUCAUAUAACUUACAAUGUAAUGAAACAACUGGUCAAUGCCCUUGUCGUCCCCAUGUUACUGGCCAAAGAUGUGAUAUUAUUGAAUCAGGUUUCUUUGUACCUUCACUUAACGCAGUUUUGUACGAGGCUGAAGAAGCUCACCACAGUGGUAUUUCAUGGAUUAUGCCACCUGAAGAUAUUGCAACGUGGACAGGAGAUGGUUUUGUUCGUGUUUAUGAAAAAUCUUUCAUUGAUUUCGAAAUAAGUGUCCCUCAUUCAUCACGUUACGAUAUUCUUGUAAGAUACUCACCUCCUGAACCCAUCUGGAGCGAAGGAUCAAUUUUAAUCGAACCCCUCGCAGGUGGAAUUGUACCAGCUCCAGGCUCGCCAUGUGAAAAAAACUUUGAAUAUGGUCCAAAAAAAAUACCAUUCCAAUUCGAAGCUCGACGAAUCUAUACUAAAACUGGCCCUUAUUGUUUUGAAAGGGAUCAAAGGUAUCGAAUUAGGAUUGAUGUUGGCGAGAGGACUGGUGGAGAGGAAAAUUCAACAAUAGCAGUUGAUUCUCUUGCGCUGAUCCCAAUAAGUUCUGAUUUUGAAAUCUUUUCUGAUCCUACUCGAGAAAGAGAGUUGGCAGAGUAUAGACGGAUUCGGUGUGAAGAGUAUUUAUAUUCUAUCAUACAACAUCAAAUCCCUGAACCAUGUAAAAAAUAUUAUCAAUCGAUAGCUGCUUCGAUGUACAAUGGUGCCCAGGCCUGUAAUUGUAACUCUACUGGGUCAAAGUCUUCCAUUUGUGAUAUACUUGGUGGAAAAUGUGUUUGUAAGGAUAACGUUAUCGGGCGUACAUGUGAUAAAUGUGCUCAAGGUUUUUAUGAUUUCGGACCAAGCGGUUGUGUCCCUUGCGACUGUCACUCUUAUGGUUCGGAAAACGCUUUUUGCAAUGUUGAAACUGGUAAAUGUAAAUGUCGACCCAACACCUUUGGCCGACAAUGUGAUCAAUGUCAACCUGGCUUCUGGAAUUAUCCCAACUGUCAGCGUUGUGAUUGUAAUUCACAUGCUGAAACUUGUGACUCUAAAACUGGAGCUUGUUUAAACUGUCUAGACAAUACCGAAGGUCAUAGAUGUGAAAAAUGUGUAAAGGGUUAUUAUGGUAAACCUUUAGUAGGGGAAAAUAUUCCUUGUCGCCCGUGUCCAUGUCCCGGUGUACCUGAAUCUGGCGAUUUUCAUGCCGAAGCAUGUGAGCUUAACCCUAUAACCAAUUUACCUCGUUGUCUUUGUAAAAUUGGCUACACUGGAGAAAGGUGUGAACAGUGUGAUGAGAACUACUUUGUUGAUUUAACUCAUGCAUUGAUCAAUGAGCAGGGAACUUAUGAAAUCAAUAAAUGUCGCCCAUGUAAUUGUAGCAACAAUAUCGAUAUAGCCCAACCUGGAAACUGUGACAGGAAAACUGGUGCAUGUUUGAGAUGUCUUUACAAUACAGAGGGAGAUCAUUGUGAACGUUGUCGUGAUGGAUUUUAUGGAAACGCUUUGGAACAGCAGUGUGUUCAAUGUGUUUGCUCGCCUCUUGGUACAAAUCAAACAAUUGGCUCGUGUGAUCAUAAAACCGGACAAUGUCCUUGUUUACCUAACGUUGUUGGACGCGAGUGUGAUAAAUGUGAAAUCAAUCAUUGGAAUCUAACUUCAGGUGUUGGCUGCGAACCUUGUGAUUGUGAUGCUAAAGGAUCAGAAAAUUUGAGAUGCUCUGAGUUUGAUGGUCAAUGUGCAUGUAGACCUGGACAUGGCGGUCGAAAAUGUAAUGAAUGUCAACCAAAUCAUUGGGGUGAUCCAAGAGUUCGAUGUUUCCCAUGUGAUUGUAAUCCUAGUGGGUCAGCAACUAUGCAGUGUAACAAACACGACGGUUCAUGCGUUUGCAUCAAAGGAAUAUCUGGUAGAAGAUGUGAUCAAUGUGCUCGAGGUUACCUUGGUUCUGCCCCUCGAUGUGAAUCAUGUGGUGAAUGUUUCGAGAACUGGGAUGCAACUAUUCAAACAUUGAGAGAAGAAACUUCUCGCUUAGUUGAACGAGCUCGUAAAAUUAAACAAACAGGAGCACCAGGAGCUUAUGGUAAAUCUUUUGUUACCAUUGAAAAUAAAUUAUUGGAUGCAGAAAUUUUAAUUUCCGGAUCAAAUGUUACUGAAGCUGAUAUCAAAAAUGUGACCGAAAAAAUUCAAGAGAUUCAAAGUGAAGUUACUCUAUUGAAUCAAAAAAUUUCAGCUGCUGAGAAAGAUACGGAACAAACUGUCCAGCGUACUGCUAGAGCAAAUUUACGACUUGAUGAGUUGAAAGAGAUGGCUCAAACCUUAGAAUCUCAAAAUAAUGAGUUACGAGAAAAUGCCACAAAAUUAAAAGCUGACGAUGUUCGAAGUGCCUUAAGCCUGACUGAGGAUGCCGUGGAUAGAGCAAAAAAGGCCGAAUCAUCAAUAAAUAACGCAAUGCCUAGAUAUAUUAAGUCGAAAGAAAUUAGAAAAGCAACAGAGAAAAUUAUCUCUUCCACAAACUUCGAUCAUGAAAAAUCAUUAGAAAAUAAUCGAGGAGCAUUGUCUACAAUAUCGACUAAGAUUAAAAAUUUGGAAGACAAUAUUCCUGAUAUCAACAAACUGGUUUGUGGUGGUCGAGCCACAGUCGAUAAAUGUGAUAGCACUUGCGGAGGAGUUGGAUGUGCCAAAUGUGGUGAUCUUUCUUGUGAUGCUGUAACUACUAAAGCACAAUUUGCACUUAACUAUAGUCAAGAUGCUGAGAAGAGGUUGAAAGAUCUUGGUGAGAAAGGAGAAGAAGAAAUGAGGAAUGUUGAAGAAGCUCGCCGUCGCAGUGAGGAAGCUUUACGUGAAGCUCAAAGAGCAUAUGAUAGAGCUAUUGCUGCCAGAAACAAUUCAGAAGCAAAGAGCAAAGAAAUUCAAGAUUUAUUCAAACAGAUUGAUGAAUUUAUGGCUGCUCAAUCAGCGACUCCAGCUGAGAUACGAACAGUUGCAGAAAACUGCCUUAAAAUUCAAAUAUCAUUAACUCCGGAACAAAUUCUUGAUCUUGCCAAUAAAAUCAAUGCAACUCUCAAGAAUGUGAAAAAUAUUGAGAAAAUUUUAGAUGAAACUGAAGCUGACUUACGAACUGCCCAAAAACUGGAAUCAGAUGCCAAUGCAACAAGGAUGAGUGCCGAUAAAUCCUUGGAUAUGGCAAAGGAAAUAUUAGAGGCUUUAUCUAUAGCUCAAGAAUCACAAAGUGAAGCAGCAAACUCAAUUAAAAAUGCUAAUGAACAAUUUAAUCGAGCUCAAAUAGAUCUUGAUUCCAUUGCAUCUGAAACUGAAAAUAUUGCUCGACAAUCAGAACAGGCUAAGAUUAAAAUUGAAGAGUUGCAGAAAAAAUUGGAUGGACUUCGAAUCAGUUAUACCAAGAAUACUUAUUCUGUUAGUCAAGCAUCCAAGGAAGCUGGUAUUGCUGGUGAUAUGGCUAAAGCAGCAGAAAGUGAAGUGGAAGGGUUAGAAGCGAAGUUUGAAGAAGCUAAACGCAAAUUAGCCCAAAAAGAAGAGGAUUCUGGUUCACAAAAGAAACAAUCUGACACUAUCAGAUCGAGAGCUGAAAAAUUAGCUAAAGAUGCUAGUGAAAAACUUCGAAUAUUACAAGACAUAGAAGACAACUUCACCGAGAAUGAAGAAAAUUUAAAUAAAUAUUCAAGAGAAAUUGAACAAAUGAAUAAUGACAUGCUAAAUUAUCUGAAUAUUAUUGAAACUAGAUCAGCAUUUCACAAAACCUGCCAAACUUAGUUUAUGAGCCAAAACUUUUGAUGAGAAACAAACGGUGAAAAGCUUUAGGAAUACAUUGUUAUAAUUGAUUAACUAUUGAAUAAUUGCAAAAAACAAAAGAAAUCAGAACAAAACAAUCGAUUACUCAUGCAUGUACAUAAAUAAUCACAUUAUAUAAUGAUGAAAAUUUUAAAAAUUGAACUUAUCAAAUCAAAUUUUACUUAAUAUCAAUCUCAAAAUAUACUUACUUUCCCUGUCUACAAUUGUACCUUUUUCUGCACUUGUAAAUAAAAUUGAUCAACGAAUAAGAAA
Tetranychus urticae (two-spotted spider mite) is the source of this 5868-nucleotide messenger RNA. Lineage: Eukaryota; Metazoa; Arthropoda; Arachnida; Trombidiformes; Tetranychidae. The record is from RefSeq and is a predicted model, not a curated record.